CGAGGUUGUGCGGUGAUUCCCUAUCCUUGCUCUGCACUACAAUGGAUAUAACAACCUUGGUGAUUUUGAUUUCCAUCCCGGAGCUUGUUCAUUCUUUAGGUUUGCCAAACCAGCACCAGGUGGCCUGUGAACAUUCCCUGAACAAUGCCAUACACCUUAGGUGUCCUUGUGGUAAAGUCCUAUACAUCCAAGCGGCUAACUACGGACGUCUGGACAAGGAAACGUGCGGUUAUCAUGACAACGAACAAUGCCGGGCAACACGAGCUGUAGACAUUGUCAAAAACCAUUGUAACGGACAACAAAAAUGUGACGUCAGAGCUCAUAAUGGAGUGUUUGGUGAUCCCUGCCGAGGCGUUCCGAAAUAUCUGGAAGUAAUCUACGACUGUGUGAGUCCAGGGUUGAGGUCGGCGAUCGUGUGUGAGAAUCAGAAGUCAACUAUCCGCUGUCUACCAGGACACAAACUGGCCCUGGCAGGGGUCGACUAUGGCCGCCAUGAUGAGAUCACUUGCCCUAGUCCUGCAAUGAACAAUUUGACGUGUUACAGCAAUGUAGCUAUGAAGAAACUACUCCAUUGUAAUGGAAAGGAAUCUUGUAAUCUGAUUUCAAAAAAUUCUGUGUUCGGCAAUCCUUGUUUCGGUACAUACAAGUACAUGGAAGUCAGAUAUAGAUGUGAAAAGACAAAGAUCAUUGUAUGUGAAAGUCACAACUCAAAGUACAAGGAAUGCGAGUUUGGUGGGUCAUUUGAUACGAUUACGCUGAUACAACAGAAGUCGCAGGCAAACUGCGUACGCGGCGUGAGGUUUGGCAUCAACGGCAACAGAGUGUGGGUGGACCAGGCGUGCCAGGGGACAUUCCGUCUUUCCAGGACAGUUUGUGACGACGAAUGAAUACCACCGACACAUCCAGGGAUAUGCUUUCCUCCAUCGACCUGUUGUAAACUACAUUUUGUACUAUGUGAUAGUUUGGCUUACCAAACUGAUAGAAGUUACAUGUACAUAUGAAGCUGUGAUAUCACAUAGUCGGAAGUACCGGCCUAUACCAAGUGUGUUUACAGAUUAAUGAAAAUAAAAUUAUAUACGUUUA
Pecten maximus is the source of this 1083-nucleotide messenger RNA. RefSeq names its product L-rhamnose-binding lectin CSL2-like. The coding region runs from base 42 to 887 and encodes 281 amino acids. Gene Ontology annotation, molecular function: carbohydrate binding. NCBI's taxonomy places the organism in Eukaryota, Metazoa, Mollusca, Bivalvia, Pectinida, Pectinidae. The transcript is spliced from 6 exons. The record is from RefSeq and is a predicted model, not a curated record.